AUGAACGAAGGGGUCGAGAAGAUCUAUAAGCCGCGUUUCAGAGUCGUCGGGAUCUUCACGCAUUCGCAAAUUUUUUGCUUCGUGGCACUGAAGCGGAAAGUUUGGGUUGGGGACUGGUUGCAUAGCGUGAGGGAGUCGCAUAGUAUUAAAGUCGUUGGGUCUUUCAGCCUUUGGCUGCUGCGACAUGACUGGAAGGGGAAAACUGGAGAGGUUAUUACUGAGUUGUGUAGGCAAUGGGAGACAGAGAGGUAA
This is a messenger RNA of Laccaria bicolor S238N-H82, 252 nucleotides long. RefSeq lists its product as uncharacterized. The record is from RefSeq and is a predicted model, not a curated record. The transcript has 3 exons. Bases 1 to 252 code for a protein of 83 amino acids. Lineage: Eukaryota; Fungi; Basidiomycota; Agaricomycetes; Agaricales; Hydnangiaceae.